CUCUUUCAACCUCAUUGCACAGCUUUCUAGGCUUGGCCACUACUACUAUAUACUUUCAGUGUAGUCUCCUUCUCACUCAAGACUCUAAGUCUUUUACCUUAAGCCCAUUCUCUCUUUCUUCAUGCUUGAGUUGGAAUUAUUGCGGAUUUUUCAUUUGAAGCAACUAUAAUGAUCACAGGACUACACCUUUACUAAAGCCCCACUGCCCCACUCAACCGUUUUUCCUCUUCUUGUUUGGUUGGUGGAUUUAACAUUCUAAAAUCUACAGUAUACCAGUGACCUAUAGCAGGGAAAACAGGAAGAAAAGCCACAUUUUAGAUCAAAAAAUGAAAAGGGUUGUGUUGAUUUUGGCAUUUUCAGCUGCACUGACAGCUGCAGUUUUGAGCCAAGCCUCCUUGGCUCUCAAUUCGGAUGGCAUUGCACUGUUGGAGUUCAAAACCAGUUUGAAUGAUAGCAAGAACUACCUGAGCAACUGGAAUGCUUCUGAUGCUUCUCCAUGUAGAUGGACUGGCAUUUCUUGUCAUCCUGAAGACCAAAGUGUCAUCUCUAUAAAUUUACCCUAUAUGCAACUUGGAGGGAUUAUAUCUCCCAGCAUUGGUAGAUUAAGUAGAUUGCAAAGACUGGCACUUCACCAGAACAGCCUACAUGGUAUGAUCCCCAGUGAGAUUACCAGUUGUUCUGAUCUCAGAGCCCUGUACUUGAGAGGUAACUAUCUUCAAGGUGGAAUUCCGUCAAAUAUUGGGAACCUAUCUCUUCUGACCAUAUUGGAUUUGUCAAGCAAUUCACUCAGGGGUGCUAUACCUUCUUCUCUUGGUCGCCUGACACGUCUGCAUUCUCUAAACUUGUCAACAAAUUUCUUCUCGGGUGAAAUACCAAAUGUUGGAGUUCUAAGCUCUUUUGGAAACAAUUCGUUUAUUGGUAAUUUAGAUCUCUGUGGCCAACAAGUGCAAAAACCUUGUCGAACCUCACUUGGGUUCCCUGCAGUCCUGCCUCGAGCGGAAAGUGAUGAAGCAAGAGCGCCUACAAAAAGAUCAUCACAUUAUAUUAAAGGAGUUGUCAUUGGUGCAAUGUCUACAAUGGGCUUUGUACUCAUUGUGCUCCUUGCUUUUCUUUGGGUCUGCUUAUUGUCGAAGAAGGAAAGAGCUGCUAAAAGAUACACAGAAGUGAAAAAACAAAUUUACCAAGAACCAAGUGCCAAGCUAAUCACUUUCCAUGGGGAUCUUCCAUAUCCUUCAUGUGAGCUGAUAGAAAAAAUUGAAUCUCUGGAUGCGGAAGAUGUUGUUGGUGCUGGAGGAUUUGGCACUGUUUAUCGAAUGGUUAUGAAUGAUUGUGGUACAUUUGCUGUUAAAAGGAUUGAUCGUAGCCGUGAAGGUUCUGACCAAGUGUUUGAAAGAGAGUUGGAGAUAUUAGGCAGCAUUAAGCACAUUAAUCUGGUUAACCUGAGAGGUUAUUGUAGACUUCCUGCUGCGAAGCUUCUUAUCUAUGACUACCUGGCCAUGGGCAGUCUGGAUGAUUUUCUGCAUGAACAUGGGCAACUUAACCGAUCCCUGAACUGGAGUACUCGUUUGAAGAUAGCCCUUGGGUCUGCUAGGGGAAUAGCAUACCUACACCAUGACUGUAGUCCUAAGAUAAUCCAUCGUGAUAUAAAGUCCAGCAACAUACUUCUUGAUGAGAAUCUGGAUCCUCAUGUUUCCGACUUCGGCCUUGCAAAGCUUUUGGUAGAUGAGGAUGCUCAUGUCACAACUGUGGUUGCUGGUACAUUUGGUUACUUGGCGCCAGAGUACUUGCAGAGUGGAAGAGCAACUGAAAAAUCUGACAUCUAUAGCUUUGGAGUGUUGCUGUUAGAGCUUGUUACUGGAAAACGACCUACUGACCCAACUUUCGUAAAGCGUGGUCUCAAUGUCGUCGGCUGGAUGAAUACAUUGGUAAAAGAGAAUCGAAUGGAGGAUAUAGUAGAUAGAAGGUGCACCAAUGCAGAUGCGGAGACUGUAGAAGCUGUUUUAGAAAUAGCGGCAAGGUGCACAGAUGCAAAUCCAGAUGACAGGCCUUCAAUGCAACAGGUGCUGCAAUAUCUAGAGCAAGAGGUCAUGUCACCUUGUCCGAGUGAUUUCUAUGAAUCCCAUUCAGAUUGCUCGUAACUGUAUUUACUGUCAGCAUCAAACUUGUAUGGUUUUGGUAAAAUUUCUCCAUACCCCACCAUGUGGGGCUGUACAUUAUUCUCUGAAUGUGUAUCUGCAACUUGGGUUGCACCUGUUUCUGUGUAUUCUUCUUGAAAUCUUAUUCGAUGAUAUCUGAUAGCUGGUUUUUUGUACGGAUGUAUACCUCACCAUACAAUUAUUUUUUCA
Messenger RNA from Coffea eugenioides, 2345 nucleotides. RefSeq names its product LRR receptor-like serine/threonine-protein kinase FEI 2. Lineage: Eukaryota; Viridiplantae; Streptophyta; Magnoliopsida; Gentianales; Rubiaceae. Gene Ontology annotation, biological process: protein phosphorylation. The transcript is spliced from 13 exons. Bases 327 to 2138 code for a protein of 603 amino acids. The record is from RefSeq and is a predicted model, not a curated record. Gene Ontology annotation, molecular function: ATP binding; protein kinase activity; protein binding.